AUGUCAUCAUUCAAAAGGAGAACACAGUCAAAACAAGUUGAACUCGCUCCAGGUACACGCCUAUCACCAUCCUCAGCGUCUGUGAUUACUUCCACCGGCAUCGCAUCCUUGGAUGACAUACUUGGAGGUGGUCUGCCACUACAAUGCUUGUUUACUGUCCUCGCCCCAGAUAAUCACUCUGCAUACGGUGAAUUGGUUCAAAAGUACUUCAUCGCGCAGGGUUUGGCGGCAGGUCAUACCGUCUGGGUCGUCCACGAGGAAUCAGAUGCGUUCGUUCAGGAGUGCAUGUGGACUGGCAGCUCGCCACUGUCCACUUUGCCAAACUCUAGGGCUGGUAACGAAGAAGAUCAACCGAAUCAAGUUGACGAUAAGAUCAGGAUCGCCUGGCGCUAUGAACAGAUGAAGACAUUCCAGACAACUGUCUCUUCUCCCAACUCUGCAUCGGACGAUUAUUGCGCGACGUUCGAUCUGUCCUGUCGGAUAUCAAAAGACGUCAUUAGCACUGCUCAGUCUUCUGAGAAACUGCAGUGCAUCGGCGUGGACUACGCGCCCAACACGAUGGACGUGGUUAUUCAAAAGCUCCAAGAGAUUUUGAAGGCUUCCGACGCGACGCAACCCAUACGACUGUGCAUACCUUCGCUAGGUUCCCCAGCCUGGGGAGAUAUUUCUUCGUCGAAUCUUUUAUAUUUUCUGUCUAGACUGCGAUCUCUCCUGAAACAGCAUCCCAAGGCAUGCGCAUCCUUGUCUCUGGCGCCUCAUACUUCUUCGGAUAAGUGGGGUGGAGGUGGAUGGGUACAAAAGGUGGCAUGGUGCAGCGACGCCGCCAUCACCAUGUCGGCAUUUGGAGCCGACACACACCUGACUUCGCUUUUCCCAUCGCAGCACGGUUUCGUUCAGAUACACAGAGUCCCGGCUCCCAACACCCUGUUACCCGCAAGUGACAAACUUUCCAUCUUGCGUGGUCUUUCAUCGGCGGCAGGCGCCAGUGCUGGGAGUGGCGAAAACAACCUGGCCUUCAAAUGCACUCGCAAGCGUCUGGUUUUUGAGACGAUGCACCUCGACCUCGAAGGUGGUGUUUCAGAAAGGCGUACAACACCUUCU
Molecule: messenger RNA, 1101 nt
Organism: Coniophora puteana RWD-64-598 SS2
Lineage: Eukaryota; Fungi; Basidiomycota; Agaricomycetes; Boletales; Coniophoraceae
Product: PAXNEB-domain-containing protein
Exons: 4
Biological process (GO): tRNA wobble uridine modification
Cellular component (GO): transcription elongation factor complex; elongator holoenzyme complex; cytoplasm
Source: RefSeq, a predicted model, not a curated record